Molecule: messenger RNA, 3860 nt
Organism: Rhineura floridana
Lineage: Eukaryota; Metazoa; Chordata; Lepidosauria; Squamata; Rhineuridae
Gene: PARG
Product: poly(ADP-ribose) glycohydrolase
Exons: 18
Coding region: 409-3300 (963 amino acids)
Biological process (GO): ATP generation from poly-ADP-D-ribose; carbohydrate metabolic process; nucleotide-sugar metabolic process
Cellular component (GO): nucleus; cytoplasm
Molecular function (GO): poly(ADP-ribose) glycohydrolase activity
Source: RefSeq, a predicted model, not a curated record
GGGGGCGGGCAAGGAGGGGCGUAGUCAGAAGCUGGUCCCUUGGUUUUGGGCGCGAGGCCGCGGGGUUGGGGGAAAUACGCUCUGAGCGGGGCUGCGCGCAGGGCUUGGAACGGCUGAGCUUUGGGCGGACGGCCGCUCCUUUUUGCAGCCUCAGGGGGUACUCGUACUCCCGCAUAGGGGAGGAAGACUCUGGGCCAGGUUUGUUCCACUCAACAAGAGAAUGUGGAAGGGAAGUUUCUCUGCCCCCUUUUCUGCUGGGGGAGCCCCUUCGCCGUUCCUGGGCCCUGUUUUCUCGUGGUGGUGACCCUGGACCUGCCAUAGAUAUUACACUGCCCUGCCUGCUACACCACGACAUUUGAGGCGUGCGUGCGUGAGGCAAGUAAAAAGGAGAGUGGGUGGCUCACAAGCAUGAGUGCGGGGUCUGAGUGUGAAACCCCCAGGAAAAGAAUUAGGUUGGACCCCUUUGUCUCUGCCUCCACAAAUAUCAGCGCAGCCGACAGUAGUAGUUCAGAAGGACAGCCCCCUUCCUUGGGGAAGAAAGUGACACAGCAGCAGCAACAGCCUCCUCCUCUUCCUCUUCCUUCCCCCAACAGGGAGCAGGGGUCCAGAAGCAGCAGCAAACUCAGCCCCGCAGUCACGGUGGGGAACAAAGUUUACAAGCAAAGGAGGAUUACCUCUUGGAUGGAGAAUAAAGGACCCAAAGCAGUGGAGUCAAAAAGCUUACAAAACAAAGCUAGCAGCACAGAACCAGAGCCCAAAAUGUCCUUUGUUAAAAAAGAUAAUGGUUUUGAACAUGAUGUGAAAAAUGUUGAGGAAGUUCUUCAACAAGGCUGUUCAAGAUUAUCUAUGGAAAUGAAUACCAAGCCUCAGACUGGCACCCUGCAUAAUUGGGAAGCUGAGGGGCUCUGUAGGGAUGAACUUUCAGAAGCAGAGUCUAUGAAAGGAAUCCAAACUGGAGACCAGUUGAAAAAUGCUAAUGUUAAUCAGACAUAUAAAACUGGCAGUCAAGUUCAUCGGGGUUGCAAUGAAAAUCAACAAAACUGUGCUCAUAGGAAGCUUUCAUCAGGCAGCCCAGUGAAGGUGGAAAAUAUAAAACAGCCGUCAACAGACUGCUAUGCAGAAAGGCAAGUGACUUUGCAAAAUCUGCAGCCACUUAAGAAUUGCAACUCUGAGCAUGUAACUUGUAUAACUGUUGAGCCAGAUGAGGUGGAUGUGGUGCCUGAGAGCCCUCUUUCGGAUGUUUGUUCACCUGAUUCAUGUACUCAGAACAGAGAUCAAGAAUGCUGGGGGGAUUCUCCUUUUGAGAAAGAAAGUGAACCUGAGUCACCAAUGGAUGUAGAUAAUUCCAAAAACAGCUGUCAGGGCUCAGAGGCUGAUGAAGAAACCAGUCCACUUUUUGAGGACCGAGAAGACACUGAUGUGUCAAAGGCACCAAACAAAUCCUCACAGUUUCGAAGGAUAGAUGCUGACUUGGAUUCAAGAAAGUCACAGUUUGCUUGCCACAGAGGUGAGGGUGCUCGAUUUAACCUCCACUUGGAAGGGAUGGAUAAUCCAGUCAAAGAAGGUGAAACAUACACUGAAUCACCUGGGAUCUCGACAGUUGUGUCAUCAGAAUGCAAAGGUGCCAAACAUUGUGGGAGGAAGGACUCUAAAAUUACAAGCCACUUCAUGAGGGUUCCCAGGACAGAGGAGAAAAGGAGUGAACAACGUGAAUUAAAGCCCCAUCGACCAGGAAGGAAGAUUCCUAAAUAUACCCCUCUUCCACUUCCGACUAAUAAAAAAUGGUUUGGGACACCUAUUGAAGAGAUGAGAAGAAUGCCAAUAUGUGGGACUCAUCUUCCUCAUUUGAGAUCAUCUGCCAGUCACACAGUGACAAUCAGAGUAGAUCUUCUGAAGGAAGGAGAAGUGCCUAAACCUUUCCCAACACAUUAUAAGGAUUUGUGGGACAAUAAACAUGUUAAGAUGCCUUGUUCAGAACAAAACUUGUAUCCUGUAGAAGAUGAGAAUGGUGAAAGGACUGCUGGGAGCCGAUGGGAAUUAAUCCAGACUUCACUGCUUAAGAAGUUCACCAGCUCCUGUGAUUUGAAGGAGGCUAUCCUCAGAUAUAAUGUUGCAUAUGCCAAGAAAUGGGACUUCACAGCCCUUACUGAGUUCUGUGAUAAGGUGCUUGAAGAUGCAGAGGCUCAGCAUUUGUUCCAGUCCAUUUUGCCUGAUAUGGUGAAGCUUGCGCUCUGUCUGCCUAGCGUCUGCACCCAGCCAAUACCUCUGCUGAAACAAAAAAUGAACCACUCCAUCACAAUGUCACAGGAGCAGACGGCUAGUUUGCUAGCAAAUGCCUUCUUCUGCACUUUUCCCCGGCGAAAUGCCAAGAUGAAAUCAGAAUAUUCAAGCUAUCCAGAUAUUAACUUCAACAGGUUGUUUGAAGGACGUUCACCAAGGAAGCCUGAGAAAUUGAAAACCCUUUUCUGUUACUUCAGAAGAGUCACAGAGAAAAAACCCACUGGACUAGUGACAUUUACAAGACAGUGUCUACAGGAGUUUCCACACUGGGAAAGAUCUCAGAAAAAAAUGUCCAGGUUGCAUGUCACAUAUGAAGGUACUAUUGAGAGCAAUGGGCAUGGGAUGCUGCAGGUUGAUUUUGCUAAUCGCUUUGUUGGAGGUGGUGUCACUGGUGCAGGACUGGUGCAAGAAGAAAUUCGCUUUUUAAUCAAUCCAGAACUGAUUGUGUCUCGUCUCAUUACUGAAGUCUUGGAUCACAAUGAAUGUCUAAUUAUCACAGGUACAGAGCAAUAUAGUGAAUAUACCGGCUAUGCAGAAACAUACCAGUGGGCCAGGAGCCAUGAAGAUGAAACACCCAGGGAUGAAUGGCAGAGGCGCUGCACAGAAAUUGUAGCCAUGGAUGCAUUUCAUUUCAGACGUUUCCUUGAUCAGUUUGCUCCUGAGAAAAUUAGAAGAGAGCUCAACAAGGCUUAUUGUGGUUUCUUUCGACCUGGUAUCCCACCACAUCACCUUUCUGCAGUAGCUACUGGAAACUGGGGGUGUGGUGCAUUUGGAGGUGAUUCAAGACUGAAAGCUUUAAUACAAAUCUUGGCAGCUGCGGAGGCUGGGCGAGAUGUUGUUUAUUUCACCUUUGGAGAUGCUGAGCUGAUGAGAGACAUUUACAGUAUGCACACUUUCCUAAUCGAGAAAGGUCAAACUGUUGAUUUGUGUUUCAAUGUUUAUAUUGAAAAUGAAGACAAAUUACUUCAGAAGAAAAUAGUUUCUUUCCUUCUGCUUGGUGGUUCUUGUUUAUUGUUUUAAUGGUGAUUGUGCUGAUGUAUUUGUGUAAUGGGGGUUAAUUGUUGGAAAUUAGUGUGUGAUCACUUUCUAUUAUAUUUGUUUUAUGUGUUUUUAUAUUUUACUUCUUUGUAUCUGCUGGAAGUUGCCUUGCUACCUUUAUAGUAUUAGGCAAUUAAUAAAUAAAGAAGAAUUAAUUGUGAAUUUAAGGAUUAGACCAGGAAGGAAUAAGCUGUAAUGAUGUCAUUCCAUAAUUCAUGACAUUUAAAAAUAUUUCAGAAAUGUAGUUUUCAGUGGUUAAGUGUCAUGUGGUUGUGUCAAAUUCACUACUGUACACGGGGGAUGUUUAUGACGACAUAUAGUACAAGAAGAAUGUCUUCUUCUUAUGGUGUAAACUUUACAUGUAAAGUGUUAGAAAGUGAGUUUUGCAUGAACUAGAAUUCUGAAUUUGGAAUGAUUUUUUCUUGUGAGUAAUGGACCAAUGGCAUCAAAUGUAUAGGACAGCUUUUUUAUAUUUAUGUUUGUAAGCCUGGCUAGUUCAAAAUGAAUGACUUCUGGUUUUAUUUGUGUUUUUUCCCUCCAUU